Molecule: messenger RNA, 2238 nt
Organism: Papilio xuthus (Asian swallowtail)
Lineage: Eukaryota; Metazoa; Arthropoda; Insecta; Lepidoptera; Papilionidae
Gene: Dfd
Product: transcription factor deformed
Exons: 3
Coding region: 304-1509 (401 amino acids)
Biological process (GO): positive regulation of transcription by RNA polymerase II; anterior/posterior pattern specification
Cellular component (GO): nucleus; nucleoplasm
Molecular function (GO): DNA-binding transcription factor activity, RNA polymerase II-specific; RNA polymerase II cis-regulatory region sequence-specific DNA binding
Source: RefSeq, a predicted model, not a curated record
GUCUCAAAAUGUUGGGACUUUGCGCGCCUUUGCCUCUAUUGUUUAUUAUCAAAAAGUGAUAAAUCAAAUGACUUUGCAAUAAUUUUAAUAAAUAUAAAAUAUUCUUGUGAAAUUUUCGCGUAAGCUUACAUUGACGUUAUGUGACAGUGGUUAUUAUUGGUGAACUUUAAAGACCUGUAAGUGAUUGUAAUGCGUGUUUAUUGAGUUUUUAAAGACAUUUUUAAAUGGCAUGUUAAUUAAGAAAAUGAUAAGAUCGUACGACGUUUGAAUGUCGGCCAUAUUGUCGCGAGCGGUAACCCGGUGAUGCGCGGCGCGGAUACCACGAUGAGCUCAUUCCUCAUGAACGGUGGAUACCAGCCGCAGCCAGAUCCAAAAUUCCCGCCUUCCGAAGAAUACAGCCAAGCGGACUACAUACCACCAGGAGAGUACUACCAACAUCAGCACUUACAAUACGGUUACCAACACCAAUAUGCGCCAGUUCAGAUUGGAACAGGGUAUGGAUACGGUGGUUACUAUCAUCCAUUACCCCAGCAUCCACCAGUCGCUCCGCCGCCAAGACCGCCGGAGCCGUCACACCCAUCAGACGCGGAUCAUGGCUAUGUUUCCCAUGGUACUGAAGCUGCACCUGGUCUUGCGGAGCUCGGCUUACGUCUGGAGAGGCAUAUCGAAGAAGCAGCGCCUGCCGGUAGAAAACUACACGCAUUGGGUCGCGAAGGAUCACCUGUAUCCGAGAUGGAUGAUGAAAGACUUCUCUUAGAUAGCCCUCCGGUAGAUGACGAUGACUCCUCUAUUUGUUCGGACAAUACAGAUAGAGUUAUAUAUCCCUGGAUGAAAAAGAUUCACGUUGCUGGUGCUUCGAAUGGCACAUUUCAACCCGGGAUGGAACCGAAAAGACAACGAACAGCAUACACAAGACACCAAAUAUUAGAACUCGAGAAAGAAUUUCACUAUAAUCGAUAUUUGACACGAAGAAGAAGGAUAGAAAUAGCCCACACUCUAGUCUUGUCUGAAAGGCAAAUCAAAAUAUGGUUUCAAAACAGACGGAUGAAAUGGAAGAAGGAUAACAAAUUGCCUAAUACCAAAAACGUUAGAAGAAAAACAAAUCCAGCCGGGGUGACCACCACGACGACUAAAGGAGCCACACCAAAGAGUAGAUCUAGUAAGAACACUAAUAACAAUGAUAAGAAAAAGUCGAAUAACAAUGGUCGACCAGAUAGCAUAGAGAAUGUUACUGAUAAUAUUAUGAAUGACUUACAUUGUGUUGGCGCGCAGAACCUAUCGCACGACCCGGCGAUAAGUCCGAUGACUCAUCCAGGUAGUCAAAUGACUCCGGGACAUCCGAUGACGCCACAUCAUUUGCACAUGAUGGGCAUGCACGCGGGCAUGGACCCCAGUAUGGUGGCCAAUCUCUCAGCUCACGGAUCCCCAGUGGGUAACUCCGGCUGUGGUACCGGCAUGAGCUCUAACCCACCAGUCAUCAAAUCUGACUACGGACUGACCGCCUUAUAAUCCUUAUAAAUGUAUAGAAAAGAAUACUAUAUUUUCACUAAUGAAUUUUCCGCGAUUCUUACCAUUCCCUUGUGUCGAUAAUGUGUAAUAAAGUGAUUUAAUUUGUAUUAUUUAAGAUUAAUUUUUAAUUACUUAAGAAUAAGUAUAGAUCUACCAGUCAUUAUUUGAUGUUUGCGUAACUAAGUGGAAAACUUUACAAUGUCAAAAAGUGUGAUUAUUUUAGUGUAGGUUUAGAUGUUUUGGAUUUGUACGUUUCCUACAUGUCAUUGUCCUUAUAAACUGUUACUUUAGGCCUAAAGUUUCAUUGCUUUGUCAACAUGCUUGGUUGACGUGUAUUUAUCUUAGUUACCAAUAAAUAAGUGUGUAAAAUAAUUGUAGACAAUCUAAAAUGUAAUGUUCAAAAUUAUUUCAUUAAAAACAUUAAUUAAAUUAUUUUUAUAGGAAUGUUAUAGAAGCUAUAGUCUUGUAAUGGUUUCAUUGUAAAAUUUUAUGUGUAAUUUUUAUGGGUACUACUAAUUUUAUCAACAAUUCUUUGUUCGCAAUCGAUACCAAUAGUUAAUAAAAUGUUAGUAAAAUAUUAGCUAAGAGUGCUUAAGUAUUUCAGAUAUUUAUAAACUGCAUCCUUAUUAAUUGUACAUUAAAUUAUGGUAUUUUUUUAAUCAAACUUACGUAUGUGAUCUAGACAAUGACUUAGGUUUAGGUACAAAUUGUAAAAAUUAAGUUUAAAAA